AUGGGCGAUUGUCACAUCGGCUGCCGGAGCCUCCCGCCCCGCGGCUGUCCCCCCUCUGUGUUUACCUCCCGCCUCCCCGCCGGCGACCCGACGGUCAACCCGGUUUUCAAGGGAAAAACGCAAAGCGGUGGCGGAACUGCGUCGCGCCGCAGUCGCUUUGCGGGUCUGCCAGCUUUCCGGGAUGCAGCGGCGGCGCAUCCCUACGCGCGUCUCGGCGGAGCCCGGCAGGGUCUUGGCCACAAGCCGAGGCGCUGCCACCGGACAAAGGCGCGAAGGACGAGCCGUGCUCCGUCCGAAAAGUCGCCCCGUUCUUCUUGGCGGCCCAGUAACAGUCAGCCCCUGCCAUACCUUCUACGCACGAGCUUGAAAGCGAAGUGCAGCAUCCGCAGCGUGACUGCAGCGCCCGGUGCCUACCGGUGCACCCAGGACCUGCCUCCCUCUUCCACCCCGCGCCGGGACGAGGUGCCACUGACCCUUCAUAGCUCCUCGCUGCGGCCACUCGCUAUUUUAACACCCGCAGCAAAGCACGUGCAAGCCCGGAGCCCGAGGGCAGCCGGCGGACUCCCCGAACGCUUCCUUCGGGAAGCGAAUCGGAAUAACAGACUGCCCCCAGUGAUCAGCUCCAAAGGAGGCUUGUCGGGGGUAGCGGGGCCCGCUUGGCUGCUGUCUCUAGAGGGACAGGGAGUGCAAAGCAGCCUCCCCAGCUCCUGUCCUCACAGCAGCAGCAGCGCACUCCCACGCCAGUCUGGUGCUGCCAGCCUCGAGCGUGGGGGAUGCCCUGACACCGAGUCCUUUGACGCCCUGCGUUAUCGCCCUCGCUCCCUUCUUCUGCAGCACCGAGAGCCCGUGCAGGGUGCAGUUCACACCGUCGAGGGACAGCGAAUCCCUCACCACAUCCCCGCUCCUCGGCCCACUGCAGUGCCCGCGGCUCUAACGAGGACGCGAGCCUCCCCAGGGCUGAGACAGGGGGGAGGCCGGUGGCUUUGCCCGGCAGGCGGGGGGAAGCGGGCGGGAAGGCGCCGGGCGGCGCGAGGCGGCGGCACCCGACCGCCACCGUCGCCGAAGAUUCUGGACCGCCCCCGCCGAGGCCGGGGUGGGGGGCGGGAGUGGAAGCCGGGAAGGGGCGGGGACCGGCGAGGGCACGCGCAGGAGAUGCAGGAGCCGAAAAUUUUCCAUCACUGCAGUCGUCCCCCCGCCCCCAUCCGGCGCGGUACGUCACGCGCCCCCCGCAGCGCGGCGGGGCGGGAGCGGCGGCGGGAGCGGCAGCGGGAUGCGCUGCGGCGCCUUCCGCGCAGCCCCGGGGCGCGCAGGGGCGGCGGCGGCGGCGCACCUGCUUCCGCGGGAGCGGCGAUUGAAAUGACCCCGGAGCUCGGCUUCGGGCGUUCUGGGCUGGGACCGGCUCCUGCCCUGCGCACCUGCCGGAGCGGCGCCCGCCUGCGCCCCGUGUGCGGGCGCGGCGGAGCGCCACUCGGGGUGCUGUGGGGUGGCGGGUGGUGAUGCCGCCCCAGGAGUGCCCGUCCACGGCGUGUUCGGUCCUCGGAAAGCCCGAUUGCGCAACGGGCAGUUUGCAAAGGCUUCGGCAACCUGACGGGUUAAAUCCAAAGGCUGCAUCGCUCGCCUUCACAGCGCAAUCACAGCGAUAUGUAAAUAAGCGCUACUGCGGGCAACGCAGGGCACGCUCUUUUUCAAUGGGAAUGGUGAAUGCCUGGUGCCUUUUUCAGUCAAUGCCGUUCUACGGUUGUCAGCAGUUCUGUGAAAUUACAGUGUACAUGAUAGAGGUCAAGGUGACCUGUUUGUUGUGGGUUUUGCCAGUGUAGCAACAGACGUAAUGACGUAUUCGUAACGUUUUCAGGACUGUAUCAUCCAUUUCAAGGCAGGCGCACAGAUUCGGUGCAUGGUAAAGUGUCCCACAUGCGCCAGAUAAAUACAGCAACCAUCUUUAUAAAUGUGAUCUGGUUGUCGUGGAAGUACAGCUUUUAAAGAAGUUUAAAUCAGAUUUUUAGCAAAAUAAAAGUUUUACUCUACAAGUGCUUGAUUAUUUAUUUUCUAGAACUGUCCUAAUGUUAUAUGGAAAAGGUUGAAGAGGCUUUGUUGCUCAUUUACAAAAGAAAGAUUUGUAAAAUGCACCCAGGAAGAAAAAUUGCUGUAUUUCUAAUGGCCCCAUUAUUGGAACUGCAACAUGUGAGUGCAAUCUGUACUGCUCCAGAAUAUUCAGUCUUUUAAAUUUUACCCAUGCAGUCUGUUUGCUGGUUCAAAUGAUCUGCUUUUUUCAAGUGGUUUUAAGUAAUGCCUCACUGAUUGAAUUAUAAUUUUCCUGACUUUGUAAUUGCCAAGAAUGUCCUUGGCAAAACAUACAUACAAUGUGUUUCAUCCAAUUUUGAAAUGUAUUUUGUAAUCGGAAUAAUAAAAGUUAA
This is a messenger RNA of Passer montanus (Eurasian tree sparrow), 2414 nucleotides long. RefSeq lists its product as uncharacterized. The transcript has 4 exons. The coding region runs from base 1 to 1497 and encodes 498 amino acids. The record is from RefSeq and is a predicted model, not a curated record. Lineage: Eukaryota; Metazoa; Chordata; Aves; Passeriformes; Passeridae.